CCCAAUGUCUCGCUUGACGAACUGCUCGACGAGAGCGACCUGAUCCAGGAGCUCAAGCAGAACAACUCCAAACUCAUCGAGUUCCUCAGAGAAGAGUCCACUCUCCAGACCUUGUUGGGAUACGUCGUUGCCGACAAGCCCNCACACUCCGAUAAGGCUUCCAUUAAGGAUGAGGAGCCCGACAGAUCGUCUCCUAUCAGCUUCUUCAAGAAGUCAGCUUCGCGCUCGCGCUCAAAGUCGGUCAAUCAAUCCGACGCUGGCGGCGAUGCCGCCGAAGCUGCUGAAGAGGAAGACAAGGGCGAAGCCUUGCGCAAAAAGUACGCCUAUGUCGCCUGUGAGGUCCUCUCCUCGGACGUCUGGUCCAUAACCGAAGCCGUGCUCGAGUACCAGAACUACCUUCGCGAAUUCUGGCAUUAUGUCAGUCGCCCUGCCCCGCUCGACCCUUUGCAGGCUGGCUACUUCACUAAGGUCAAUGAAUCUCUGCUGGAUAAGAAGACAGACGAGAUGCUGGCCUUUUUCAAAUCGCUGGACCACAUUGUUCCCGAUAUGCUGCAACAUGUCGACUGUCCUAUGAUUAUGGAUUUGCUAUUGAAAAUAAUCAGUCUGGAGAAAGCUCCAGGAGGCCAAGGAAUUGUUGACGACCUCAUCCCUGUUCUUUUGUCAUACCUCGGCCCUGAAAACAGCGCUUCUACCCAGACAGCCGCUGGUGACUUCUUGAAGGCGAUUAUCACCAUUUCUGCGAAUGCUACCACUCAGGAUCAAACUGUUAUCGGCCCCAAUGAAUUGACCAGACAGCUCGUUUCUGACGAAUGCACAACCAUCCUGAUCAAGAACAUGCUUGCAGGAGGCAACUCGUUGACCGUCGGAGUCGGCAUCAUCAUUGAGGUCAUUCGCAAGAACAAUUCGGACUAUGAUCUCGACAACCAGGUCGGUCCCGAGCCCAGAACGACCGAUCCUAUCUACCUUGGAAGUCUUCUUCGUCAAUUCGCGAAACACGUCCCCGAUUUUAUGCAUUUGAUCAGAAGCUCUGGCGCACAGAAGCCUGGUCUCAAAACCGCCUUUGGCAAGGAGAUUCAACCUCUGGGUUUCGACAGAUUCAAGACAUGCGAGCUUAUGGCCGAGCUCUUGCACUGCAGCAACAUGGCCCUCCUGAACGAACGCGGAAGUGAUGCUCAGAUAAAGCACAGGGACGAGGAGAGAGAAAAACUCAAGCUGGAAGGACGUCUGACAGGACAACCGAUCGAAGGUUCUUCGUACGACGAGCACGAGCCAUUCGCAAGCAGUGUCGAUAGCCACGGGUUCCACCAUGCACAAAGACCAGACGAUGACCUCAGCGGAUCACCCGAAGAGAUUAAGAGACUCGAAGUGCAAAAUGCGUCUGAGGAAGAUGGGUUCGAGAAGGUGGCUGUUUCAGAUGCCGAUGAAUUCAACGAGAUUGCAGGAGAUACAAGUUUGCCGCCUCUAACAAAGCAGGACGAUCCGUCGAGCAUCCACCACGUCCCCGAUGAGUCACCUCGGGACGGCACCACCGUCGUGACAGAAGAAAUAAGUCAGUUACAUAUUGACAGCCCUGAACAAGAGGGCGAUGGACCUCGACUUGAGGGUAAGCGCCGCAUCUCACUGUUGACCCAGCAGCUUCAACAACACAUUCAAGACUCUGAGCUCAACUUUUCAUCAGAUCAGCCCCGGACCACCCAAGAAGACGUGGACAUGCAUCCCGAGGACAAGCCAGCUCCUCUGUUUGCCAGUCCCAGUAAGAACAGUCAAUCCGUGACGAGCUCCAACGAAGAAGACCCUAGCCAUAGUACGGCUACGCUGCAGCCCGAUGCUCACCACGCUGAGGGCGACAACGGGCUUUGGGAGGCCGAUGUGGACGGUUCGCCUGUUGUUGGAGACUUGUUGAAGAUCAUGUUUGUCGAGCAUCAGGAUUUCUUCUUCCGCUUCCCUUGGAACAACUUUCUCCACAACGUUGUAUACGAUGUUGUACAACAAGUCUUCAAUGGCAGCUUCGAGCGUGGCUACAACCGCACACUUGCUAUUGACCUCUUCUGCCACUCCAACUGCACCGACUUGGCUUCGCAAGCCGACGUCACCCAGCGCAUUCUCGACGGACAAGCAGCUUCUGACAAUGCCCAGAAGGAGAAGGGUAUGCGUCUUGGUUAUAUGGGCCACUUGACUCUAAUUGCCGAGGAGGUGUUGAAGUUGCAAGAUCGUCAACCCCCAGAGAUUCUUGGCGAACAGAUUAUGGAACGCAUCACCCGCGACGAAUGGAUCCAAUAUCUCGAGACAACACUUUCCGAGACCAGAGAUCGCGACAACGCUGUUCUCGGUGGCGUGAAGCCUGACCAAGGAUUUGGUGCUCGACAAGUCGGCAUGGGCGCCAACAGCAUGCUUGGCCAGGGCGGCUUCUCGGGCGGCAACAACUCCAGCACUUUAUCCAAUGCAGGCCUGGUACCAGCCGACAGUAUGGCGCUGCAAGAAGCAGGAGAUGCAAGCAGCUAUGACACAGGAUCCUCAGGCCUGCUCAGUGGCUUCGGUAAUGGCGACGACGAUGACGACGAUCUCGAGGAGUCGAUAACUGGCGAGAAGAGGGAGAAGGCGGUCGAUGAUGAUGAGCAGGUCGGUGAACUCUCGUUUGACGAUGUUGACAUCAACCACUUCCGAUAA
Molecule: messenger RNA, 2667 nt
Organism: Aureobasidium vineae
Lineage: Eukaryota; Fungi; Ascomycota; Dothideomycetes; Dothideales; Saccotheciaceae
Source: the annotation of a GenBank genome assembly